This is a messenger RNA of Carica papaya (papaya), 1935 nucleotides long. RefSeq names its product transmembrane 9 superfamily member 1-like. Gene Ontology annotation, cellular component: membrane. Gene Ontology annotation, biological process: protein localization to membrane. NCBI's taxonomy places the organism in Eukaryota, Viridiplantae, Streptophyta, Magnoliopsida, Brassicales, Caricaceae. The record is from RefSeq and is a predicted model, not a curated record.
AUGCAGCUCACAGAUGGGUGCCUUGGAGAGGUUCUGGGUGGAAAUGAGCUUAUUGACGGCCAAAUUGAUAUCAAGUUUAAAAAAAAUGUGGAACGGAGUACCAUCUGUGACCUGAAACUUGAUGCAGCAAUGGUCAAGCAAUUCAAGGAAGCCGUAGAGAAUUCUUAUUGGUUUGAGUUCUUUAUAGAUGAUUUGCCUCUCUGGGGUUUCGUUGGUGAAUACCACCCUGAUAGAAGCAAUGAUAACAUGCAUUUGCUUUAUACUAACAAGAAUAUUGUUAUCAAAUACAAUGGGGAUAAGAUUAUUCAUGUUAAUCUCACUCAAGAGAGCCCUAAACCCUUGGAAGAAGGAAGGUUGUUAGACAUGACAUAUUCUGUAAAAUGGAUUGAGACGAAUGUUACUUUUGCUCGUCGUUUUGAUGUUUACCUUGACUACCCCUUCUUUGAGCACCAGAUCCAUUGGUUCUCCAUUUUCAAUUCUUUUAUGAUGGUUAUCUUUCUUACUGGGCUGGUGUCCAUGAUUUUGAUGAGAACCCUUAGAAAUGACUAUGCCAAAUAUGCUCGGGAAGAUGAUGAUUUGGAGACUCUGGAAAGGGAUGUAAGUGAAGAAUCUGGUUGGAAACUUGUUCAUGGGGAUGUUUUCCGGCCUCCGCAGAACUUAGUUUUACUUUCAGCUGUUGUUGGUACUGGUGCUCAGCUAGCAAUGCUUGUUUUGCUGGUUGUCCUUUUUGCAAUCUUUGGCACACUGUACAUAGGGAGAGGUGCAAUUGUCACGACUUUUAUAGUAUGUUAUGCUCUUACCUCGUUCAUUUCAGGCUACGUGAGUGGUGGCAUGUACUCACGAAAUGGUGGAAAGAAUUGGAUAAAAUCAAUGAUCCUUACAGCUUCCCUUUUCCCAUUUAUGUGCUUUGGGAUUGGAUUCAUUUUGAACACUAUUGCUAUAUUCUAUGGGUCCCUAGCUGCUAUUCCAUUUGGCACGAUGGUUGUUGUUUUUGUCAUUUGGGCUUUCAUCUCUUUCCCUCUGGCAUUUCUUGGCACUGUUAUUGGUAGGAACUGGAGUGGUGCUCCCAAUAAUCCCUGUCGUGUAAAGACCAUUCCUCGUCCAAUCCCCGAGAAAAAAUGGUAUCUCACCCCAUCCGUGGUGUCUCUUAUGGGAGGAUUGCUGCCAUUUGGCAGCAUCUUCAUUGAGAUGUAUUUUGUUUUCACAUCAUUCUGGAAUUACAAGGUGUACUACGUCUAUGGUUUCAUGUUGCUUGUUUUUGUGAUUCUGAUAAUUGUCACAGUAUGUGUGACAAUAGUGGGGACCUAUUUCUUGCUGAAUGCCGAAAACUAUCAUUGGCAAUGGACUUCCUUCUUUUCUGCUGCUUCCACCGCUUUCUAUGUGUACUUGUACUCGAUAUAUUACUAUCAUGUGAAGACCAAGAUGUCAGGCUUUUUCCAGAUUAGCUUUUAUUUUGGAUACACAUUGAUGCUAUGUCUCGGUUUAGGAAUACUUUGUGGAGCAGUUGGAUAUCUGGGCUCCAACUUAUUUGUUAGGAGGAUCUACAGAAACAUCAAGUGCGAUUAAUCACAGAUUGACCCUGUUAGCAUCAGGCAAAGUAUCAUAUCACGGUUACAAAGGAAUGGGGUGAUUGAGAGGUAAAUCUUCUAAUCAAAUAUUGAAUUGAAGAGGGAACAGAGUUUUUGUCUUCUUUUUUUACUUUUUUUAUAAUUUGAACUGUAGCGACAACAGCAGUUGAUGUGGGAUUCUGUUUUUGGGUAGAUGUAUAUUUUUCGGUCAGCUGAACAAUGCUGUCAAUACAUGCCUUCUCCCUUCCAACAAUGUUGAAGUCAGGGAGAUUCUUUUUAGGCCUAUAAAAUAUGUAUUGUCAUACAGUGUUUUUGUUUUCUUUCUUUGCAAUUUUCUAAUUAAAUUAGACAGACUUAAUUGCCUCCA